AUGGUGGAUAUUGGAAGCUCAUUGAUAGUUCUGGAGAAGGUGCUUGAAGCUGUGGGCUCUGAAAGUCGCUCUGAAGAGCCAUUGCUCGAUGUAAUGAGUCAGCUGACUGUUAUCGUCAAGAGUUCAAUAACUGAUCUAGAGUUGAGACAUGAAAUGGCACAUUCACAUCAUAUUUGGAGAAUGAUCAAAGUGGAUCUGGAGCAAGAGCCCGAAGAAGUGAAUUUGGAACUUAAAUUUAGGUUGAUCAGAGGUGUUGUCUUGCUGGCUAGGAAUCUAUUAUCAGUGGCUAGAGACAUUGCACUAGAGAUUGGAAUACGACAGGCUAUUUUCAAGUUUGGGUUAAAUUUACAGAGAAUCCAAGAGAACGAAGGCAUAUACAAUAACUGUUUGGUUUCUGCUUUCCAAUGUUUAUCCAAUCUCACUGUUAACAUGAAGGAUCACGAACCUGAGGUGCUGUACGAACUAGUUGCAGUUUUCAAGUCAAUCAAAACUUGGAACGAGGAUACUCAAUUACCUGUGUUUUCAUACUUCAAAAACAUUAUGGAUUCUCCGGAUUUCUUACACUUUGCUUUGUCAAAAGGUGAAGGUAAGCCAAUUCUAAAAGAAUUAUUGAUUCAAUUUGAGAAACUUGACUUGGAAGGGGAGCUUUCGAGCAUUGGAAUACUAAUUGUUAGUAUUUUCACUAAAUUGAUUGUUCAUGAAUCAUUUUUGAAGUUCAUCACCGUAUAUAAUGAUCCUGACUAUACUAUUAGAUAUUUGAAAGUUGCUCAAACAAUCAUCACUAGUAAAGAAUCAUGGGAGGUGUUUGAAUUGACAGUUAUCUUAUCGUGGGUUUAUGAACUUUUCCAAAAGACAGUUCCACAGAUCCAGUCGUAUUUUGAAACAAACUCACAAGAUGAACCAUUAUUUAUUUAUCAAAAAGCUUCAAGCAGCUUGGAUAUUCUUGCUACACUCUCGAAAUAUGAUCAUUCAAGAAAGUUUUUACUAUCUUAUGAAGGUGUUCAAAACUUGGUUGGUUUAUUAGGUAUAAUACAAAAGAAUGUGAAACCAAAAAAGCUUAAAGACGAUCAAAAAUUAGAGGCAAAGAAAGAUUUAAAGAUCGAGUACAAGAAUUUUCCACAUAUAAAGUCAUUCAUCAUUGAAAUUUUAUCAUCUUUAGUAUAUCAAAACUUUGACGUACAAGAGUUAAUGAGAGAACUUCACGGAUUGGAACUUGUCUUAUCAAAUUGUAUUAUUGAUGAUAAUGAACCGUUCAUCAAAGAAAGGAGCAUUGUUUGUUUAAGGUUUUUGCUUUUGAAUAAUGAAAAAAACCAAGAAUUUGUUUCAAAAUUAGAAGCCAAACAAGCUGUUCAAGAUGAUACAUUAGAUGAAGCAGGAUUUGAGGUUGAAAUAGUUGAUGGGAAAGUCAAACUGAAACAAAAACCAAACUACAAACCUUGA
This is a messenger RNA of Hansenula anomala, 1440 nucleotides long. Its product is annotated as Ataxin-10 homo-association domain-containing protein. The record is from RefSeq and is a predicted model, not a curated record. The coding region runs from base 1 to 1440 and encodes 479 amino acids. Gene Ontology annotation, cellular component: cytosol. NCBI's taxonomy places the organism in Eukaryota, Fungi, Ascomycota, Saccharomycetes, Phaffomycetales, Wickerhamomycetaceae. The transcript has a single exon.